Rotaria sp. Silwood2 is the source of this 918-nucleotide messenger RNA. Lineage: Eukaryota; Metazoa; Rotifera; Eurotatoria; Philodinida; Philodinidae. The record is from the annotation of a GenBank genome assembly.
AUGUCGUUCGUUGUCAAAGCCGUUGGAAUCUUACAACAACCAGCAAGUGGUGUUCUUCUCUGGAAUAACACAUCUGUUCGUAAUAUGGCGACACUGAAAGAUAUCAGUCGUCGUUUAAAAUCAGUAAAAAGUAUUCAAAAGAUUACAAAAUCAAUGAAAAUGGUUUCAGCAGCUAAAUUUACCAAAGCUGAAAGAGAAUUACGUGCUGCUCGUUCAUAUGGAUUGAGUGCUAAAUCUUUUUAUGAUCAUUUGGAAGUAGAAAAAAGUGAAGGUCCUGAAAAACAUGUUCUAAUUGCUGCAACAUCUGAUCGUGGUCUUUGUGGUGCAGCUAAUUCAUCAAUUAUAAAAAAUAUUCGUACACAAUUAAAUGAUCCAAAACAAAAUUUAGAAGGAACAAAAGUAAUUGCUAUUGGAGAUAAAUCACGUGCUGGUCUUGCUCGAACACAUUCAUCAAAUAUUCUUUUAUCAAUUAAUGAAAUUGGAAAACGAUCACUUGUUUUUGGUGAUGCAGCAGCUAUUGCACAACAAUUAAUUAGUUCCGGUUUUGAAUUUGAUUCAGCUGACAUUGUUUAUAAUAAAUUCAAAUCGGCUAUUGCUUAUACAACAACACGUCAAAAAAUUUUAUCGAAUGAAGCUAUAGCAAAUUCAAAAUCAAUUCAAGUUUAUGAUUCAAUUGAUGCUGAUGUUCUUCGUUCAUUUCAAGAAUAUAAUUUAGCAUCUGUUCUUUAUUAUACUAUGAAAGAAAAUGCAACAUCAGAACAAUCAUCACGCAUGACAGCUAUGGAUAAUGCUACGAAAAAUGCUGGAGAAUUAAUUAAUAAAUUAACAACAUAUUAUAAUAGAACACGACAAGCUGUUAUUACAACUGAACUUAUUGAAAUUAUUUCAGGUGCUGCUGCUUUAGAACAAAAACAUUAA